Molecule: messenger RNA, 840 nt
Organism: Hemisphaericaspora subhashii
Lineage: Eukaryota; Fungi; Ascomycota; Pichiomycetes; Serinales; Debaryomycetaceae
Exons: 1
Coding region: 1-840 (279 amino acids)
Source: RefSeq, a predicted model, not a curated record
AUGGCAAGGGCUCCUAAGGAAGCAGCUACCAAAGUUGUGAAACGCGACCACAAAAGAACAAAGGUCUUCACUCCUUUACAAGAAUGGUAUAUUGGUGAUUACUUAACAAAUAAUCCUGAAGGCGAAAGUCUCGACAAACAGGAACGUCUCCAAGUAAUUAGAAACGCAUAUAAGGCAGCCUAUCCAGAUGCGUCUCCUGAUGAGAUUCCAAAAUUCUCAGAUGGAUGGUAUAGUGGAUUCAAGAAAAGGUUUUACAAAAUGGAAGAAGAUCGUUAUGUAGCCUGUCCCCAGCUCACUAUGGAUUUUAGCCCGGAUGCUAUUAGAACACCUACUGAUUUAGUCAAAAUGGACAAGUUUUGCAAACAUAUCAAACCAGGUAUGAGUCCAGAAACCGUAGUAAAAGUAGUUCUGGAAUUAAAAGAACAAAUUACUCAGUUGACUGUUGAAAAGGGGAUUUUACAAGCAGAUAUUGAUCGACUCCUCGAAGACCAAAAACGGAGAGAGGAGCGAGCCCAGUAUAUCAAAGAGCUUUCUUCAGGUCGAGUCCCCACUGAGCACGAACUGGAAACCGAGCCAUAUCUGGGUGAAGAUGACGAUGACGAGGAUAGGUCGAUGCGCUUAGAACUUGAGAGACAAGCUUGGGAGAAAUACAUGAGCGACGGUGCUAGUGAAGAAGAAGAAGAUGAUUGGUCAUCCCAAGAGAGCAAUAAUGAAGAGGAUAUACCCAUUCCUGCGGAGCCUGGCAAAGCCUUUAGGACAGGUGCGGAAAUUUGGCAAAAGAUACUGGAAAUGAAUUAUGCACGUAUCGCUGCCAAAGCUGCCGAAAACAAAAAAAAGUAG